AUGCACAAGACGUACUCGUUGAGAAACGCUAGGACGCCCACGGCGGCGCAGUUGCAGAACCCUCCGCCACCUACGGCGUCGACGAGGGGCAAGUUCUUCGGGAAGGGCGGGAUCGCGUUUGCGUUCCGGCGGAACGCCGCGGGCGCGAUGGGCCCGGACCUCUCGCGGAAGCUGUCGCAGCUGGUGAAGAUCGAGAAGAACGUGCUGCGCGCAAUGGAGACCGCGGCGAACGAGCGGCGCGAGGCGGCGACGCAGCUGUCGCUCUGGGGGCUCGAGAACGACGACGACGUCUCGGACAUCACGGACAAACUGGGCGUGCUUGUGUACGAGAUGUCCGAGCUGGAUGACCAGUUCAUCGACCGCUACGACCAGUACCGUUUGACGAUGAAGUCGGUUCGCGACAUUGAGAACUCCGUGCAGCCCUCGCGUGACCGGAAGGACAAGGUCGCGGACCGGAUCGCGUUUAUGCGGUACAAGGAACCGGAUAACGUGCAGAAGAUCGAGGUGCUCGAGCAGGAGCUCGUGCGUGCUGAGGCAGAGUCCCUGGUCGCAGAGGCACAGUUGUCCAACAUCACAAGGUCCAAACUAAAGGCUGCGUUCAACUACCAGUUCGAGUCCAUGAUCGAGCACUCCGAGAAGGUGGCGCUCAUCGCAGGGUACGGGAAGGCGCUGCUCGAGUUGCUAGACGACUCGCCAGUCACGCCGGGGGAGACCAGGCCCGCGUACGACGGGUACGAGGCCUCCAAGCAGAUCAUCAUCGACGCAGAGGCUGCUUUGAACGAGUGGACUCUGGACUACGCGCAGGUCAAGCCCACUUUGAGUUUCAAGCAGGAGGACUACGCCGAUUACGAGUCCGAGUCCGACUCGGACAUCGAGCGGGCGCACGCCCAGGGGGAACCGCACGAGGAGGAGCAACACGGGGAGGACGGAGACUUGUGGAAUAACGAGGAAGGCGCACCAGUGCACGCUCAAACUACCACAACCACAACCACCGAACAGACAACCGUGGCCGUGUAG
Huiozyma naganishii CBS 8797 is the source of this 1017-nucleotide messenger RNA. RefSeq names its product Eisosome component PIL1/LSP1 family protein. The transcript has a single exon. Gene Ontology annotation, biological process: endocytosis; negative regulation of protein kinase activity; eisosome assembly. Lineage: Eukaryota; Fungi; Ascomycota; Saccharomycetes; Saccharomycetales; Saccharomycetaceae. The record is from RefSeq and is a predicted model, not a curated record. Gene Ontology annotation, molecular function: lipid binding. Gene Ontology annotation, cellular component: eisosome filament; plasma membrane. Bases 1 to 1017 code for a protein of 338 amino acids.